GGCGGCGGCGAUCGCCAGUCGCCACGAGGAGGAUGCAGGGCGGCGGCGCGGCGGGGGCGGCGGCGGCGACGCAGCCGCAGCACCGGGAGCUGCUCGAGCGGUACGAGCUGGUGCGGGCGCGGGGGCGGGGGACGUUCGCCGACGUGUGGGAGGCUCGGCACCGGCGGACCGGCCAGAGCGUCGCCGUCAAGAUCCUCCGCCUCGCCGCCGGCAUCCCCGUCCGCAAAGUGGAGAGAGAGAUCGCGGUGAUGAGGCUGCUGAGCCACCCGCACAUCGUGCGGUUCUACGAGGCCAUCUCCGGCGGCGACGGCGAGCACGUCUACGUCGUCAUGGAGCUGGCGGCGCAGGGGCAGCUGUACGACUACGUCACCCAGCUCGGCCGCCUCCGCGAGGACGAGGCCCGCAGGAUCUUCCACCAGAUCGUAUCAGGCGCCGAAUACUGCCACCACAACAUGGUCGUGCACCGGGACCUGAAGCUGGAGAACAUCCUGAUGGAUUCAGAGAUGAACGUCAAGAUCGUCGACUUUGGUUUCAGCAAGUUCUUCAGGCACGGCAAGGUGCUCAGCCAGCCAUGCGGAAGCCGCGAGUACGCCGCUCCCGAGCUACUCGCGGGUAGAAGAUAUGUUGGUCCCCCGGUUGAUGUCUGGAGCUGUGGGGUCAUUCUCUACAUCCUCUUCUGUGGACGUUUGCCCUUUGACAGCUCCGACGUCUCAGAGCUGAAUAGAAUUAUCAAGAGAGCAGAGUUCAGUAUCCCAGCAUACGUCCCUGACGACGCGAGGGACCUCAUCUCCAGCAUGCUGAUCGUGAGACCUGACAAGCGCCUCACCAUGAACGAGGUCAGGACGCACCGUUGGGUCCAGCGCUCCAUCAUCCCUCGCUACCUUGCAAUGCCUCCUCUGAACGCACGAACACAGAUCACCAAGAUUGAUGAUGAGACUGUCGAGAAGGUGACCAGCCAUGGCAUUGACAAGAGGCACUUGGUUGAAUCACUCGAAAACGGAGUCGAAAACGAGGCAACGGUCACCUACAAUCUGAUCCUUAGUAAGCAGUUUGAUGCCCCAACCCGUUAUCUCUGGACAAUUGAUGUCUGUCAAGAAGCUGGACAAAGUACCACCACGGGAGCAGCAGGAGCAACAGGCAGCACCGCCGGAGAGCAGCCUGCCGCCGUCGCCGUCGCCGGAGGAGACGAACGCAGCGGAUGGGCCCUCGGCGGUGUGGAGUUCCAGGAGUGCCCCCGUGCGGCCAUGCGCACCAUCGCGGCGGCGCUGCGCGAGAUGGGCGUCGUCUACGCCCACGACGACGACCAUGGCCGCUACGGCAAGCUGCUGUGCGCACGCUUCACCGGCAGCAUCUCCAGCACCAACGUCCGCCGCGUCAUCCGUAGCUUCCUCACCGCCACUGACACGGCCUCUUCUUCUUCCUCUGGUGCUGCCACCGGCGGUGGCAGCAGCAGCGGCAGCAGAGGUCAGGCUGGCCAUGGCGGUGGAGCUCCCGUCGAUGACGCUGUCGAGAUCAACAGCGACGUUCUGGAGAGCUUGUCCGCGGCCGUGUUCUUUGAAAUUCAGCUGUACAAGUCAGCAGGAGAAGGCAAUUACCUGAUGGAUCUCAGGAGACUUUCUGGCCCACAGCUUCAGUACCUGAAUAUAUGCUCAGAGUUAAGCUCUAAGCUGAGAUCAGUUAACUGACCAAGGCAGUGGUAAUUAAUAGUCUCCUCCAAACAAGAAAUAAUUUGAGGAAAUAUUAUGUUGUCCCUCUUUUCCUUUUGUUUUUAGUGAAAGGAAAAGGUUAGCAUCUAUGAGAGGGAAAAAAAUAUUAAAUGCAUGCAGCACUAUGAAAUGAACUUGUACAAGAAUGCUAAUUAAUUCCAUGAUGAUAUAUCAAUUCAGAGUGUUUUGGAAUCA
Molecule: messenger RNA, 1901 nt
Organism: Oryza brachyantha (malo sina)
Lineage: Eukaryota; Viridiplantae; Streptophyta; Magnoliopsida; Poales; Poaceae
Product: serine/threonine protein kinase OSK4-like
Exons: 9
Coding region: 33-1685 (550 amino acids)
Biological process (GO): protein phosphorylation; intracellular signal transduction
Cellular component (GO): cytoplasm
Molecular function (GO): ATP binding; protein serine/threonine kinase activity
Source: RefSeq, a predicted model, not a curated record